GUGGAAAUCUUUAAGUGAUAAAAAAAUGGCUCAAGCAAUGCAAUUCACUGCAAUUAACAUGGACACUUCUGUUCCUCCACCUCACAUUCCACCUCAAAUGCAAGAAACACCUCAAGAAAAGCAUAAUAUCCAGGCUAGUCCUCAGAUGAAUGCCACUCUUCAGGCCGCUCCUCAGGCUAGUCCUCAGACAAAUCUUCAAGAUACCUCUCAGACUAACGCUCCUUCUCAGAUUAACGCUCCUGUCAGUGUUAACGUAAAUCCUAAUAUUACUGUAAACGCUCCUGCUGCUCCUCCUCCUACAAAUGUUAUUUAA
Molecule: messenger RNA, 313 nt
Organism: Racocetra fulgida
Lineage: Eukaryota; Fungi; Glomeromycota; Glomeromycetes; Diversisporales; Gigasporaceae
Source: the annotation of a GenBank genome assembly